Tachysurus vachellii is the source of this 2799-nucleotide messenger RNA. It is a transcript of the gene dgat1a, whose product is annotated as diacylglycerol O-acyltransferase 1a. The transcript is spliced from 17 exons. The record is from RefSeq and is a predicted model, not a curated record. Gene Ontology annotation, biological process: triglyceride biosynthetic process. The coding region runs from base 144 to 1655 and encodes 503 amino acids. Gene Ontology annotation, molecular function: diacylglycerol O-acyltransferase activity. Gene Ontology annotation, cellular component: endoplasmic reticulum membrane. NCBI's taxonomy places the organism in Eukaryota, Metazoa, Chordata, Actinopteri, Siluriformes, Bagridae.
UUUGACACAAGUGAACACACCCAUUUUUCGAACGGUUCUUGAUACGAUUCACGGAUCUUAAAAGAUGACAUCUUCUCACUGGUAGUCUGACACGCUCAUGCAUCAUUCGCGAUGUCUCAGACAGGCUUUUCCUGAAUGAAAUCAUGGGCGACAGGCGCGACAGAUGCGCCGUGACGCGCAGACGGAGAACCUUGACAAUCUGCGGUGAAGCCGCAGCGGCCGGCGCGAGCUCGAGACGCGCAGGCAGGAAAGACCCGAGCGGCGCUGAAACACACCGCAAUGCCACCAACAACUGCGAGCAGGUGCACGAGACGUCCAAGAGCAAAGAUGAUGGCCUUAAGGACAGGAUCAGCUGCCAUCGGCUCCAGGAGUCACUGCUCAGCUCGGAGAGCGGCUACAGCAACUACAGAGGAAUCCUCAACUGGUGUGUGGUCAUGCUGGUUUUGUCCAAUGCACGCCUAUUCCUGGAGAACCUCAUAAAAUAUGGCAUACUGGUGGACCCCAUCCAGGUCGUCUCCCUUUUCUUAAAGGACCCAUACAGCUGGCCUGCUGCAUGCCUUAUCAUUGUGUCUAACGUGUUUAUCAUGGCAGCUCUGUACACGGAAAGACAGCUGGCUAUGGGCAGAAUCUCAGAGAGCACUGGGACUUUCCUCUACUGCAUCAAUCUCAUCGCUGUUUUGUGUUUUCCAUCUGCCACCGUCCUCACGCUGACCUCUAUGACCCCAGUGGGUGGAAUCAUUGCACUAUUAGUAUACACAGUCCUGUUCCUGAAGCUCUACUCCUACAGGGAUUUGAAUAAAUGGUGCCGGGAAAUCAGACACGUCCAAGCCCGAAAACUGUCUCGCUCCAACUCCUGUCCGUCUGUGCAGAGAGCCAAUGGGAAUGCAGCACACAGUCACGUGACCUACCCGGGCAAUCUCACCCAUAGAGAUAUGUAUUAUUUCAUUUUUGCCCCAACGCUUUGCUACGAGCUGAACUUCCCUCGAUCCUCACGAAUACGGAAGCGCUUCCUGCUCAGGAGACUUUUUGAAAUGCUCUUUUUGAUGCAGUUACAAGUCGGCUUGAUACAGCAGUGGAUGGUGCCAACUAUCCAGAACUCCAUGAAGCCUUUUCAGGACAUGGAUUUGUCCAGGAUGGUGGAGCGUCUCCUGAAGCUUGCUGUCCCUAAUCAUUUAAUAUGGCUAAUCUUUUUUUACUGGUUAUUCCACUCCUCCAUGAACUUUGUUGCAGAACUGAUGCAGUUUGGAGACCGAGAGUUUUACAGAGACUGGUGGAACUCAGAAACAGUGCCAUAUUUCUGGUCAAACUGGAACAUCCCUGUCCAUAAAUGGUGCCUGCGGCACUUUUAUAAGCCCAUGUUGAGAAGAGGUGUGAACAAGCUGACAGCUCAGAUCGCUGUGUUCUUUCUCUCCGCCUUCUUUCAUGAGUACCUGGUGAGUGUGCCGCUGAAGAUGUUCCGACUUUGGGUGUUCAUGGGAAUGAUGGCUCAGGUUCCGCUCGCCAUGUUUGUGGGACGCUUCCUGAGAGGUAACUAUGGCAACGCGGCGGUCUGGAUCUCUCUGAUCAUCGGACAGCCCAUCGCUGUGCUCAUGUACGUCCACGAUUACUACGUACUUCAUUAUGGAAGUGCAACAGAGGGCGGAGCUUCACCAUGAUAAGCAAUUUGUUCCAUUAAAAAACAACAACACAACUUCAGAUGUAUUUAAAUGAAAGAUUUUUAACGACAAGUGAAAGUCCUUACAUCAUUACCACAAAAAGGGAAAUCCUCUGCUAAUGUACUUUAUAAGGGCAAAGAGAGAGAGGGAGCAAGAGAGACAGAGGGAAGGAGAGAAAGAGCGAGAGACAGAGAGAGAGUGAGAAAGAGCGUGAGAGAGAAAGAGGGGGCGAGUGAGGGAGAGAGGGAGCGAGAGAGAGAGGGAGAGACAGAGGGAGGGAGAGAGUGAGACAGAGAGAAAGAGAGAGAAUGAGUGAGAGAGACAGAGGGAGAGCGAGAGAGACAGAGAGAGGGAGAGAGAGGGAGAGAGAGAGAGAGAGAGAGAGAGACAGAGAGAGAGAGGGAGCAAGAGAGACAGAGAGAGGGAGAGAGAGAGAGACAGAGAGAGGGAGAGAGAGAGACAGAGAGAGGGAGAGAGAGAGAGACAGAGAGAGCGAGAGAGACAGAGAGAGAGAGAAUGAGAGACAGUGAGAGAGAGAGAGAGGGAGAGAGAGAGAGAGCGAGAGAGGGAGAGAGAGAGAGAGACUGCCCAGCCAAAGCAUCAGCAUUAAAAUGCCAUGAAGCUCACACACCCUGAUGACCACAGCGAGCUCACACCACAAACACAUGGCCAUUUUCUCUCUCUCUUAUUUUAUGAACAUUUUAUGAACAUUUUAUGAACAUUAUCUGCGCUUUGUAACUGUUUAAGUCAGUUUGGUUUUAUAGUUUGCUUCAUUUACAUAGUAAAGCCAUUUAGGUUUUUGCACUUUAUCAAUAAUGCAAAGUUUCCUGAGCCUUUCAUCAGUUAUUAUUAUUAUUAAAAAAAUCAAUCAGUCCUUUAUAUAAAUUAAUUACAAUUCACAUGAAUGUUUUAUGUUAAUGUAAAAAUGGUUGAUGCUUGGAAACGUACGUUAGUUAUUUUAACUUUAGUUCGAAUUUAAUGAAAUUUUCUGUUGUACUUUUAAGACACUGGACCAGAUUUGAGCUACUUUUGACUCCUUUUUACCCAAAGAUAUCAGUUCGUGAAUCAAUCUGACUUUGUAAGAUUUAUGACUUUAAUAGAUUUUAAUGGCUUAAACAUUAUAAAAAUCAGUGUUUUUAUUCCA